Phodopus roborovskii (desert hamster) is the source of this 1312-nucleotide messenger RNA. RefSeq lists its product as uncharacterized. The record is from RefSeq and is a predicted model, not a curated record. The coding region runs from base 22 to 1170 and encodes 382 amino acids. Lineage: Eukaryota; Metazoa; Chordata; Mammalia; Rodentia; Cricetidae. The transcript has 9 exons.
UGUCCAGAUCACCACAGCACGAUGGACCGCACACCCCUCAUCUGUGACUACGGUUCUGGCUUCAGCAAGGUGGGCUUUGCAGGAAGUGAGGCACCUCUGGGUGUCUUCCCCACCAUCAUUGGGAAACUGAAACAUAACGGACUGUCCUGUCCUGCCUGUGUUUUCCAGAACCUGCUGGUGGGGGUGGAAGAAGAAGAAUGUUUCAUUGGAGGAGAGACCCAGAAUAAUCUAGCAAAACUGAACCUAAACUAUCCUAUCAUCCGGGGAGCCAUCACCAACUGGGACAAUGUGGAGAAGAUUUUGCAUCACUCCUUCUACCAGGUCCUCCACAUUGCCCCUGAGCAGCACCCUGUAAUGAUAACAGAGCCACCGUUAAACAGCACAGAAGUUAAAUCAAGAAUAACUCAGAUCCUAUUUGAAACCUUCAACGUCCCUGCCAUGUACAUGGCUAAUCAAGGGGUCCUCUCCAUGUAUGCAGCUGGCAGAACCUCUGGAAUGACUAUUGAAUCUGGAGAAGGGAUGACAUACUUCGUGCCUAUCAUUAAUGGCUAUCCUCUGCAACUGUCUACCACCAAGCUGGACAUAGCUGGCCAAGAUCUGACCGUGUACCUCCUGCGACUGCUGUCAGACAGUGGGAACUUGUUAGUGAGCACAGCUGACCGUGAGUAUGUCCGGGACCUGAAAGAGAAACAUUCCUAUGUGGCAUUGGACUAUGAUAUGGAAAUGUCAAAAACUGCAGCAUCCUCCAGCCAGAAGAAAUUCCAGUUGCCUGAUGGAAAAAAUGUCAGUCUGGGGAAGGAGGCUUUCAUGUGUUCAGAGGCACUCUUCAACACCAGCCUCAUAGGGAGAAACAACCCGGGGAUCCACAUGCAGGCCCAGGAGAGCAUCACGUCCUGUGACUACUCCCAUUGGAAGACUCUUUUUGGUCAUAUCAUGCUAUCUGGUGGCACCGGUGCCUGCUCAGGUCUACGAUUCCGGCUGCAGAGAGAGAUAGCAAAGCUGGUCUCUCCAGACAUCUGUGUGAAGGUGGCCACUUCUCCAUAUUCCAAGUAUGGUGCCUGGGUAGGUGCCUCCAUCUUGUGCUCUGUCCCUAUGUUCAAGGACAUGUGGAUCACAAGUCAUGAAUAUAGGGAAAUUGGCUCUUCCGUCAUGUGUAGAAGAAACUUCUGACUGGUGGCUGUCAGGUCCCAUCACCUAGACCAACAUUACCAUGCCCAGAUUGAGCUUCGGCCUUACCAAGCAGGUCACAGUUAGAACAAGCUUACAGCAAGGCCCCUUUUCUCCUGGGAGACAGUAAAAGUGUGCAACUCUG